AUGCCUUCAGAAGAAUGCCCCCAGAUCAUCUUCGGGGCCGGGUUCAUCGGCAACGCGGACCCGUUCGUCAGCGACGAGGGCCUCAAAGCCACAUAUGACCUGAUCGCCCAGUACGGGAUCACGCGGCUCGACUCGGCGCAGCUGUACGGGGAGAGCGAGCGAAGGCUGGGCGAAACGAAAGCGGGCGAGAGGUUUUCCAUCGACACGAAGUGGUUGAUGGGGUGGAAUCCCGGGUUGGCGACGAAGGAGGGAAUCGUCGCUGGGGCGAAGGAGAGUGUGAAGAAGAUUGGAUGCGUGGUCGACGUAUUCUACCUCCACUGCCCCGACGUGACGGUCCCGCUAGAAUCAACCCUCGCAGGCGUCCACGAAGCGCACCAACUCGGGCUGUUCAAACGGUUCGGCCUGUCCAACUACCCCGCCGCCGACGUGGUCUGGAUCCACAACCACUGCAAAGCCCAGGGAUACAUCCUCCCCAGCGUGUUCCAGGGCAACUACGCGGCCGUGGCGCGCAAGCUGGAAACGACGCUAUUCCCGACGCUGCGCGACCUGGGCAUCGCCUUCUACGCCUACUCCCCCGUGGCGGGGGGCCUGCUGACCAAGACGAAGCAGCAGAUCGUGGACGGGGCGGGCCGCUACAACACCAACUUCAUGAACGGCAUGUACGACCAGAUGUACCUGAAGGAGUCGUACCUGCGGGCCCUGGGGGAGUGGGAGGACAUCGCGCGCGAGCAGGGGUGUUCGCGCGCCGAGCUCGCGUACCGCUGGGUCGCGUACCACAGUGCGCUGGACGCGGAGUGCGGUGACGGCGUCGUCAUCGGCGCGAGCAAGUUUGAGCAGAUCGAGCCGACGCUGCGGGGGUUGAGGAGGGGGAAAUUGACGGAGAGUGUGGUCGAGAGGAUCGAGAGGGUGUGGGACACGGUCAAGCACGAUGCGCCGACGGAUGCGUUUGCAAAGUAG
This is a messenger RNA of Fonsecaea nubica, 957 nucleotides long. RefSeq lists its product as hypothetical. The transcript is spliced from 2 exons. The record is from RefSeq and is a predicted model, not a curated record. Gene Ontology annotation, cellular component: cytosol. Bases 1 to 957 code for a protein of 318 amino acids. NCBI's taxonomy places the organism in Eukaryota, Fungi, Ascomycota, Eurotiomycetes, Chaetothyriales, Herpotrichiellaceae.